AUGUUACUCGUGAAUGAAUCCAUAAAUGUUACAAUACCUUCAUAUCAACAGGAGUCUUCCAAUGUUCAAUAUGUGAUUGAUAUCAAGGCAAGAAAUAAGCAGUAAUGGCAAAUUUCAAAGCGCUACUCCUAAUUUGAGGAUUUGCACAAGAAAUUGAUACCACUCUUUCAAGAACUCCCAGAAUUACCGAAGAAGGCCUUUAUUACAUUCUUGGUAGGAAAAUCGAAGGAAUAGUUGGACGAUCGAAGGGCUGGUUUAGAGAAAUAUCUUUAGUUACUUAUAGUUCGUCGUGAAAUAUAUCAUUCUCAAUUACUUCGAGAUUUUUUGUAGCUUGAAUAAUGCGAGGAAAUCCUCCCACCUAAUCUACUACAGUCAUUUAAGACAAUAAUGGGCAUACGUGACAUUUCUUUGUCCGAUUAAGGAGUGAUGUUUCUCCUGCAAGCAGAUAUGAGUGUUUUGAAUAGAGUGGAUGCUUAUGUAAAUAACAUGAAAAUGCCAUGGGAUGCUGAAUAGAAAGAAUUCAAAACCAUACCAGUAGGCCAAGUUGAAUGUUAUAUCAAGUAAGAAGAAGGGGAGUUAUGCUAUAAAAAACUAUGGACCAAAGAGUAUAAUACUUAAGCAAUUUGCAUGUUUUAUGAACCCAUCUCAUGCUCUUUGCUAGUUGGAUUGGACUCAGGGAAUAUUAAUUUUAUAAAAGUGUCUGAAAGAGAUUCAUUCAAAAAGUAUGAAUAAAGUAUUGAAAUCGAAAUCCAUAUGAGCAGAAUUAUGGGUUUAUUUUAUAGGAAUGGAUAAAUUCACUCAGUAUCAAAAGAUACUCAUUAUAAAGUCAUUGACAUUGAAUAAGGAGGACUGAAAUCAGAUUUCUCGAUUGGUAAACAUGAAUUAACAUCCUUGACAUAUAAUGAAUAAAGGCAAAUCUCUGUAGUUGGUAAUAGAAAUGGCUAAAUAUAUAUCUUAAAUAUUAAACCUACCUAACCAAUAGUAAUGUUGUCGGUUGAUACGAACACAUCAUUUAUCAGAGGUUUAGUUUUGGACUAUUAAAAAAACUAUUUAAUAUCAGUAUCUUAUGAUGAUGGAGUGAUUUGUGUUCUAGAUGUGGGUAAAUGUCUACAAGACAAUGUAGGCAAAAUCAAAACAAAAAUUUAGGCUAAAAUUAAAACUAGAGAAGUCUAAUGGUCAAGUAGACGUGGGGAAUUAUUUGUUGGAAACGAUGAUGGAACAGUCACUAUUUACAAUGCUCUCGAUUUAUAACCUUAAUUUGUACUAAAGGCUCAUGAUAAAGCCAUCACUAAAUUGAUUUGGUAAGAAUCAACCCAGAUUCUUAUUACUGGUGGAAAAGAUGAAUUAAUUAAGUGGUGGCAUUUUCCAAAAAAAUGGAAGGCUGGUGAUUAAGAUGAAUAGGCCAAAUCAAAACAAUUGAUUGAAGCCAAAAUGGACAAUAUCUUAAAAUUACAAAAUCAGAAUCAAAAAGUUGAUUCAGAUGAAGAAGAUUAAACCGGCUUAGGAAAUUGGCAUAAAUGA
This is a messenger RNA of Paramecium tetraurelia, 1521 nucleotides long. RefSeq lists its product as uncharacterized. The transcript is spliced from 7 exons. The record is from RefSeq and is a predicted model, not a curated record. NCBI's taxonomy places the organism in Eukaryota, Ciliophora, Oligohymenophorea, Peniculida, Parameciidae. Gene Ontology annotation, molecular function: protein binding; phosphatidylinositol binding.